AUGGACGAGCAUUGCGUCCCCCGGACCCAAAUCCCCGAGCGUCUCUACCGGGUCCAGCAUGACAAGUCUUUCACAAAGGACGCGGAGAUAGGGCUAGUUGCAUCUGACGUGACAACAUUCACCGAGGACUCAGAAGAAUUUGCAAGUGUCGUUCAGUCCCACAUCAAUGGGAUCAAAGAAGAAGACGGAAGCAUAUUCAUCUCUGCUUUCGCCAGCAAGACUCAGGCCGAAGACUGGAUGUGUCGCAAAUGGCGCUCGUACGGCGAAGGUGCUCAAAUCCUCGAGAUCGAAACGAGUCAUCUUGGCCAUGGGUAUGUGUACCGCGCUGGCGAAGUGGCUCACACUCUCGAGGUGGAUGUCUCAGGGACGACGUACGGGGACCUGCACAAUGAGUAUUUGAUCCUGCACCGUGUUCCCGCUCGCGCUAUCAUCGCCCGGCGGGCUCGGAUGAUGACUCAUGGAUUGGAAGACAGGAAUUCUGCAGGAGACAGCAGCUCAGAUGCGACCAUGGCAUCAAGGAAAUCUUCUGUAUCGUUCCAAUGGCCAGAGCUACCGGGUAAAAGGGGACAAGCUGCGUCUAAGACAAUAAUCGACCUCCGGAGUGAACCGAAAACGGAGUUUAUCGGCUCCCCGCCUAUCGGCUCCUCCCCUCGUGGCUCAAUCUGGUAA
Penicillium verrucosum is the source of this 669-nucleotide messenger RNA. RefSeq lists its product as uncharacterized. The transcript has a single exon. Bases 1 to 669 code for a protein of 222 amino acids. The record is from RefSeq and is a predicted model, not a curated record. Lineage: Eukaryota; Fungi; Ascomycota; Eurotiomycetes; Eurotiales; Aspergillaceae.